Molecule: messenger RNA, 1619 nt
Organism: Lagopus muta (rock ptarmigan)
Lineage: Eukaryota; Metazoa; Chordata; Aves; Galliformes; Phasianidae
Gene: CHRNG
Product: cholinergic receptor nicotinic gamma subunit
Exons: 12
Coding region: 110-1555 (481 amino acids)
Biological process (GO): nervous system process; signal transduction; monoatomic ion transmembrane transport
Cellular component (GO): synapse; neuron projection; postsynaptic membrane
Molecular function (GO): acetylcholine-gated monoatomic cation-selective channel activity; transmembrane signaling receptor activity
Source: RefSeq, a predicted model, not a curated record
CAGAGCCCCAGCCCUGCGCCUGCAGCUCCAACAUGCGCUGCUCCGAUCUCCUCCUCCUCGUCCUCUGUGCCCUGCCAGGAAUCAGGAGGAGAAGUUGCUCCAGGACCUGAUGACCAACUACAAUCGCCACCUGCGCCCAGCGUUGCGUGGGGACCAGGUCAUUGACGUCACCCUCAAACUCACCCUCACCAACCUCAUCUCCCUGAAUGAGCGGGAGGAGACCCUCACCACCAAUGUCUGGAUCGAGAUGCAAUGGUCUGACUAUCGCCUGCGGUGGGACCCUGAUAAAUACGAUGACAUCCAGCAGCUGCGGGUGCCCUCCACCAUGGUUUGGCUGCCCGACAUUGUCUUGGAGAACAACAUCGAUGGGACAUUCGAGAUCACACUCUACACCAACGUGCUGGUGUACCCUGAUGGCAGCAUCUACUGGCUGCCCCCCGCCAUCUACCGCAGCUCCUGCUCCAUCCACGUCACUUACUUCCCCUUUGACUGGCAGAACUGCACCAUGGUCUUCCAGUCCCAGACCUACAGCGCGAACGAAAUCAACCUGCUGCUGACAGUGGAGGAAGGCCAGACUAUAGAGUGGAUCUUCAUUGACCCUGAAGCCUUCACAGAGAAUGGAGAAUGGGCCAUCAAGCACCGCCCUGCACGGAAGAUCAUCAACUCGGGGCGCUUCACCCCAGAUGACAUCCAGUACCAGCAGGUGAUCUUUUACCUCAUCAUCCAACGCAAGCCACUCUUCUACAUCAUCAACAUCAUCGUGCCCUGCGUCCUCAUUUCUUCCAUGGCUGUGCUGGUCUACUUUCUGCCUGCCAAAGCGGGGGGGCAGAAGUGCACCGUGUCCAUCAAUGUCCUUCUGGCCCAGACUGUCUUUCUCUUCCUCAUUGCCCAGAAGGUGCCCGAGACCUCCCAGGCAGUGCCACUCAUCGGGAAGUACCUGACCUUCCUCAUGGUAGUGACAGUGGUGAUUGUGGUGAAUGCUGUCAUCGUCCUCAACGUCUCACUGAGAACACCCAACACUCACACCAUGUCGCAGAGGGUGCGCCAGGUGUGGCUGCACCUCCUGCCCCGCUACCUGGGCAUGCACAUGCCAGAGGAGGCCCCAGGGCCGCCGCCAGCCACCCGGCGACGCAGUUCCCUGGGGCUGAUGGUGAAAGCCGACGAGUACAUGCUAUGGAAAGCCCGGACUGAGCUUCUCUUUGAGAAGCAGAAGGAGAGAGAUGGACUGAUGAAAACCGUGCUGGAGAAGAUUGGACGUGGCCUGGAGAACAACUGUGCGCAGGACUUCUGCCAGAGCCUGGAGGAGGCGAGCCCUGAGAUCCGGGCGUGCGUUGAGGCCUGCAACCACAUUGCCAAUGCCACGCGAGAGCAGAAUGACUUCAGCAGCGAGAACGAGGAAUGGAUCCUGGUGGGGAGAGUGAUCGACCGCGUCUGCUUCCUCAUCAUGGCUUCGCUCUUUGUGUGCGGCACCAUUGGCAUUUUCCUCAUGGCUCACUUCAACAAGGCGCCUGCCCUGCCCUUCCCUGGGGACCCCAAGACGUACCUGCCCCCGUGACAGGUCCAAAUGGCAGGAUCCGGGGGUCCCCAGACCUAUCUCCCAAUGCCAAGAGUGGUGACUG